Thamnophis elegans (Western terrestrial garter snake) is the source of this 1292-nucleotide messenger RNA. RefSeq names its product UBX domain protein 1 (gene UBXN1). The coding region runs from base 141 to 1040 and encodes 299 amino acids. Gene Ontology annotation, molecular function: protein binding. NCBI's taxonomy places the organism in Eukaryota, Metazoa, Chordata, Lepidosauria, Squamata, Natricidae. The transcript has 10 exons. The record is from RefSeq and is a predicted model, not a curated record.
CCCCGCCCACGUGACCCAAACAGCGGCCUCGCGCUUCCGGGGCCUGCCUUCCUCCUCCUCGCCGCCGCUUCCCCCUUCUUCGCCGGGGACGCCGAGCCGGAGCCGCCGAAUUUGCUGGCAGUGACGGUGGUCAAGGCAGGAUGAUGGAGAACACGGCGCUGGAAAGUUUGAUCGAGAUGGGCUUCCCGCAGAAUCGAGCAGAGAAGGCUCUGGCCCUGACGGGCAACCAGGGGAUCGAGCAAGCCAUGGAUUGGUUGGUGGAACAUGAGAACGAUCCCAAUCUGGACGAGCCCUUCGCGGAUCCUCCAGUGCCCGUUCCGGAUGCCGAGGAACCCGCCAAAGGAACGACGCCGGAGUUGGAGCAAGGAGGGUCAGGUGAGCUGGCAGAAGGAGAGACGCAGCGUCCCCUGACGGAAGAGGAAAAGCAGGAACAGACAAAAAGGAUGAUGGAGCUGAUCUACCAGAAGCAGAAGGAGCGCGAAGAGCGGGAGAAGCGGGAGACCAUCGAGCGCGAGAAGCAGCGCCGGAAACAAGGCCAGGAGCUGCUGCUCAUUCGCCAGAAGCUUCAGGAGGACGAGAUGAAGAAGCUGGCCGAAGAGAGGCGGAGGGAGAAGAUGGAGGAGAAGAUGGCCAAGCAGCGAGUGCGAGAGAAGAUCGAACGCGACAAGGCGGAGAGAGCCAAGAAGUUUGGCUGCAGUAGCGCAACCCAGGCCUCCCCCCUGCCCGACCAGCUGGAACCCGUGCUAAUCUCCUCCCCCAGCCAAGAGCCCCUCGUCAAGCGAGAAUACGACCAGUGCAAGAUUCAGGUGAGACUCCUGGAUGGCACCUCCCUGACUCACACCUUCAAAGCCAAGGAGCAACUGGCAGCCGUGCGGCUGUACGUGGAGCUGAACCGCCAAGAUGGCGGCGAAGACCCUUUUCACCUCCUGACGAGUUUCCCCCGGCGGGUUUUCACCGAGGAAGACAUGGAAAAGCCCCUGCAGGAGCUGGGCUUGGUGCCUUCCGCCGUGUUGAUAGUGGCCAAGAAGGGCAACAGCUGAGCGGCUCUCUUCGCUUGCGACGGUCGGUUGUGGCUUUCCCCCCUUCGCACCGGUUCUUGGAGGCUGACCUUAUAGCCUGUAGUCACUGGGUGCCACGGUAGCGCUCCAGUCCCCAAUCCCUCUCCCCAGAGACUCUUGAGACCCAGGGAUACCAAAACAGACACUAUGUGGGUAGAAGAGUUGGUGGAACCAGUGUUUGCCACUGGAUGCCCCCCCAAUGCCAGCCCCGAAUAAAAUCUCUUCACCCUGGUG